AUGAGAGGUCGUCGGCCGGACGACAAAUCUGCCUAUUUCACCAUCUAUACAUACCCCAUUGGGAAGAAAACACUCGGAGGAACCAGGAUUAGGCAGAGAAAGGUAAUAGUUUUUCGGGUGACGCACCAUGAAACGUUUGAAGCAAAUAUGGCGAUUGCUGAUAAGUGGUGGAUGGCUAUUCACAUGCUGCUUCGAGGUGUACAAAUCACUACAGAACAAGAUAUUAAAAAAAGCAGACUUCCGUCCGUAAAGAAAUUGCUGCUGUUAGUCAAUCCUCAUAGUGGUAAAGGAAAAGCUGUCACACUGUUUCGAGAACGAGUCGUUCCUUUGUUGGGAGAAAGUGGCAUAAAUUACCAUCACAUCAUUACAGAAUAUCAGGGACAUGCUCAGGAUAUAGUAAAAAACUUGAAUCUGAAAGAAUGGGAUGGUAUUAUCAUUGUAUCCGGUGAUGGACUUUUGUAUGAAGUAAUUAAUGGAAUAAUGGAACGGCCAGACAGGGAUGAAGCGAUAAAGACACCUGUUGGCAUAUUGCCCUGUGGGUCUGGUAACGCUCUCAGUGCUGCUUUACUAAUGGAACCAAUGACAAAUAUAGUGUUACACUGUACAUUUUUGAUGUUGAAAGGGCGCCCUCAACCAAUGGAUCUUGUUGUCGUGCAGAAUGCGACAACUACAAUGUACUCCUUCUUGUCUGUUUGUUGGGGAAUCGUUUCUGAUGUUGAUAUAGAAAGUGAAAAGUUCAGAAGAUUAGGACCACCUCGCUUCACGAUUGGUGCUGCAACCAGAAUUGCUAAAUUGAGGUCCUAUCGGGGAAAGUUGUCAUUUUUGAAGGCUGAAGAUUAUGUUGCGCAGGAAGCUAUCGAUUUUCAGAAUGGGACUCAUGUGGAUGAGUGCUGCUUUUGUGGUCUUAAUGGGGCUCAUGCUGGGAACUGUGGCAUCAAAAGUCAAAACAGUGUUGUGCCGAUAAGUGCAGAAAGAAGACAUUAUGACCGACAUUAUAGUAGCAGCAGUGAUUCAAAUGAGGACAUCCUCCCACACAUGACCAGAUCGCAGUCAGAGAUCCUUCCAAAUGGCAGAACAAUGGACCGUUCUUUGUCGUAUUCUGAUCAUUUAAUGAGAGUUGACUUGCUGGAGGAUUCUUCCGAUACCCUUAAAAUGGGAGAUGAACUUCCUUCACCCAAUAGCAAUCAAAUUGAACUGUCAACAGAUGAAAUUAGGUCAACCCAAGAAGAUGGAGCAUCUGAAGAAAGGCAUCUUCUGCCACCUCUUGACCAACCAUUACCUUCAAACUGGACAACAAUUGAAGAUGACUUCGUAAACAUCUCUGCUGUAUAUCAAAGCCAUCUCAGUACAGAUGUUCAUUCUUGGCCUGAUCAUAAAUUUGACGAAGGUGUUAUUUGCUUACAGUACAUUCCGGCUCCGAUAUCGCGCAAGAAUCUAAUAAGUAUGUUUUUGGAUUUGGAAAGUGGCCUUCAUAUCAAGCAUUCAGGUGUAAUAGUAGAGUACGUCAAAGCAUUUCGAAUUGAGCCAAUAACCAGCGGGGAGAUUAUGACUGUUGAUGGCGAGCUUGUCCCGUAUGGACCGAUACAAGGGGAAAUAUUACCUGGAAAAGCUAGAGUAAUAGUCUAA
This is a messenger RNA of Saccoglossus kowalevskii, 1626 nucleotides long. RefSeq names its product sphingosine kinase 2-like. Gene Ontology annotation, cellular component: cytoplasm; membrane; intracellular membrane-bounded organelle. Gene Ontology annotation, biological process: phosphorylation; sphingosine biosynthetic process. The record is from RefSeq and is a predicted model, not a curated record. NCBI's taxonomy places the organism in Eukaryota, Metazoa, Hemichordata, Enteropneusta, Harrimaniidae.